Notodromas monacha is the source of this 1880-nucleotide messenger RNA. The record is from the annotation of a GenBank genome assembly. Lineage: Eukaryota; Metazoa; Arthropoda; Ostracoda; Podocopida; Cyprididae.
CUGCCUGUGUGGAACUAUGAUGGAAGCUCAACUUAUCAAGCUGAAGGCAGCAAUUCUGAUGUUUACCUACACCCUGUUGCUGUGUACAGAGAUCCAUUCCGUGGAGGCUCAAACAAGCUGGUCCUUUGUGAUACCUACAAGUAUGACAAUACCCCAACAGCAAGCAACAAGAGGAAGACUUGCCUUGAAGCCAUGACCCAAGCAACAGAGCACAAGCCAUGGUUUGGCAUAGAGCAAGAAUACACUUUGCUGGAUGGUGACAAGCAUCCAUUUGGAUGGCCAAAGAAUGGGUUUCCUGGACCCCAGGGGCCUUAUUAUUGUGGUGUUGGGGCUGACAAGGUCUAUGGAAGAGAUGUUGUUGAGGCACACUACAGGGCUUGUUUGUAUGCUGGGGUCAACAUUUCUGGCUCCAAUGCUGAAGUCAUGCCAGCUCAGUGGGAAUUCCAGGUUGGCCCUUGCGAAGGGAUCAAGAUGGGGGAUGAAAUGUGGAUAGCCAGGGCAAUUGAAGCUGCAAUUGACAAAUUGUCAUUGAGGCAUGAGACUCACAUCCGAGCAUAUGAUCCCAAGGAAGGCAAAGACAAUGCAAGGAGACUUACUGGAAGGCAUGAAACAUCCAGUAUUCAUGAUUUCUCAGCUGGAGUUGCCAAUCGCGGAGCCAGCAUCCGAAUUCCGCGAAACGUAGCUGCUGAUCAAUGCGGAUAUUUGGAGGACAGGCGUCCGUCUUCCAAUUGCGAUCCAUACGCAGUCACUGAAAUCAUUCCAAGAGACACCAUGAACCGGCUCCUAAACAUUUCUCUCCUUUCACGCAUUUCUCUGAUUUUCACUGGUUUAUACUGUCUCUACAAUUUCGGGGAAACUCCGGAAAGAUUCAUUCCUUCUUCAUCCACUGCGAUUUCUACAGAAAAUUCAGCUUCAACUAAUCCUCGUGACAUUUCCUAUCCUACAAAACCCGGCGCCGAAGACAACAGAUCACCGCCGCAGUUUUACAUCCAAGCGUGGUUCUUCAUAAACUUUUUGGUCGGAAUCGCGGCUUCAUCCGUUCACGGAUCUAAUGAUGCCAAUUUAUAUUUUUAUCCUUUGUUGUAUUCCAAAUGGGUCAUCAGUGGGAUUGGGCUUCCGUUUCUGGUGGCACAGUUUCUGACGAGCUACGGGUUGCACGGGUUCGCUUGGACUUUCCUGGUUGGAAUCUCACCACCGCUGCUUUUCUAUCAGGCACCGAAGUACUACCGAUUUGUGGACCAGUACAACGACGCAGUUGUGGUGGCUUCGUUGUACACCUUGGCUCUCUUGUGCAUUUUCGUCGGCAACGGAAGCUUGCUGUUGGCAACUCUGCUCCUCGCAAUCGCGAUCAUCGGCGUUGAUUCUCACAGUUUCCCUCAGGACACCAAACACUUCUUGGCACUUAACGCGGCUAAUUUCCUGUUGCUCCGAGCAAUGAACCAUGCUUCUUGACUCAAGAUAAAGAAAUAACUCUACUCAAUCAGUCUAUACAAUGAUAAGAUGAAGUUUUGAAGGAGACUCAAUUCUGGUUUUCUAACGAGGCUGCAUUGUUUAAGGGUGUAAAGGCGAUGAUUCACUUCGGAUACCUUUUGAUUAAAAUUGGUAUCGAAAAUACAAGCUGACUCUCUCCACAACGAUUUUGUCCAGAUAACGAAUUAUGGCAUUUGAUCCCAAAGGGGUUCUACUUACAACAAAAUUCUUCCCACAACGAAUUUCUUUUGGUCCUCUGAAUUUUGUCGCAGAAAAGAGGCACAUGUUUAUGGAUUGACAAGAAUACUCUCUGAAGUUUUCAAGGCAGUGCUGCGAAAAAACAGCUUUUAGAAGUUGCAAUUCAAUAUCUGAUCAUGAAAAGGGAUGGUCAAUCAAAUACAUUAGACGGG